Messenger RNA from Seminavis robusta, 1449 nucleotides. Lineage: Eukaryota; Bacillariophyta; Bacillariophyceae; Naviculales; Naviculaceae. The record is from the annotation of a GenBank genome assembly.
AUGGCCCGGACCAAACAGACAGCUCGAAAGGGCCUUGCGCCAAAGCUUAAGGCUCGAGCACCUCAGGCUCGACCGAUUCCUCAGGCCAAAGGUCUGGACAAUGAGAUUUGGACGGUGAUCUUUGCCUUUAUUGGAGAUGCGGUCAGCUUUCGAGCCCUGGAACAAACCUGCAAGCAGUUUCACAAGAUAUUGAAGAGCGAUAAUGUUUGGAAAGCUUGUUUUGGGGAACCGGUGGAUCGGAACAGCUGGGAGAACGAGUACGAGACGUACUAUCGAGAUGAGGCAUUUACCGGUAUUGCCUGUCGCAAUAUUCAAAAGUGGCAAGCCAGAACCGAAAAUAUUCUAUUGGAUGUCUAUGGUCAGCUUUGGAAAGAAGACGUGGAAAAUAUGCUCAACACGUCUCCGUAUAUUGCCGAGAAUGCCCGCAGCAACCAACAUGUUUUUCGUUUGCGUGGGGAUGCUGCCUUUACGUUGGCUUGCAUUGUGGAAAGCUGCCUGAUUCGAUUGCUAGAAGAGGCCCAACUCUGCGCCAUUCGAAGUUCCCAUCGCCCAGAAGGACAUGCAGUGCUACCACGAGAUAUUCAAGCCGCACGUGAAACACUGGUACCGCACCCGUUUCAUCAUAUUCGCUAUUGGGAGGGACAGAGAGGAAACACCUACGUGAGACGGAUUUCCCAUCGAGCCGGAAUUACCAAACUUGUGAAUUUCAGCUACGAAGAGGUAACAAGUUCGAUGCUAUCAUUUUCCCAUCGCUUGGCGUUGCCUGCAGCCAUGGAACUGGCGUCCAGACCGAGAACAACAGGGCGCCCAAAACUGGUACUCGAGAUUGGUGACAGCAUGAGGGACAUUGCCCCGUACCCCGAACGAAUCCAAGAGGAACCACCGCAAUGGAGGCAUGUCAUUGUCCCUCGACAGAUUGAAGCUGCUGCUGAACGCAACAAACUGCCAAGUACUAGGGUGUAUGGUGAUGGGUGGUUUGUAGCCGCUGAGGUGGAAAAUGGAGAAGCUCGGGAGCGGGAAGAAGCCCUUGCCAUGUAUACAAAUGCUGAUGGAGAGGAGUUUGAGGACAUGGAAGAAGUCUCUCUUUACGAUGAUGAGUCUGUCAGUGAAGAUGACAUGAACCAGGAUGACACUAUCUCCCUUCGCAAGCUGCAAGCAUACAUUGAUGUACCGGGACACGGUCGAGAUUGGCUGACAAAUAGACCCGAAUUUCGAGCAACUGUACAAAAGUGCCUUGGCUCACAUGUUGACAUAGACGAGUGCAUCAAAGUUUUGGAUAGUGACGAGGACAUGUUCCGGUCACGUGAAGACGAAGACAUGAAUGAGGAAGACUUUGAAUGGGAGGAAAUCACGCAAGGUAACUAUGUAGCCAGACAACUUCCCCUUGGACGAAAUGGCAGACCACUGUUCUAUCUUGAACCUACACAAAUGGAUGGCGCUACAGAGUGA